GGGGGCGGUUAGAGCGGGGGGUGGGUCCCCGGCCCCGCUCCGCAGCCCCUAGCGGCCGGGGCCAGCGCUAGGCAGCGGCGGCGUGGCUCGGAGGGCAGGCGGGCGGCGACAGGCUGUGCCCCACUUUGUGUCCAAUCAGAGCGCGCGGGGCGCGCGCGGAACAGGGCAGCAAUGCGUAAACAAGCCCGGGAAACUCCUCCGCCCCCCCGCGCCGCUCCCUCGCACUCCGCCCCGCCGUGCGCUCCCCCGGCUGGCUCCCGCCGCCGCCGCCGCCCCCGCCUGCUCGCUCCGCGGCGCCCUACCGUUACCUGCCGCCCGCCCGCGUCCCCCCCCCCCAAGCUCAGGGCCUCUUGAGGGAAGGAUAAGGAGCUGGUGAAAACUCCAGGUAGAAGAUAAAUUAAGGAAUCGGAAGAAACUUGAGUAUACCACAAAGAAAACAAACAAGUGUCCCGGAGCAGAAUCUAGAGUACAAGUGCUGGUAUGAAAACGCCUAGUCCAGAAAAGGAGCAGGAGUUAUGAAUGAUGGCCCUGUGAGAGGUCUGGAAUGUCCAUCAAAUGCCUGGAGAGGUGCAGUUGCACAGAGCAGCUCCUGUGAAACACAUCACCUCCAGCUGUCAAACUCACACCUCUGGCCUAAAGCACUCAGCCAGCAUCGCCUGCCCCACGAAUGGCUACCCAGAGGAAGCACUUGGUGAAAGAUUUCAAUCCUCAUAUCACCUGUUACAUCUGUAAAGGAUAUCUUAUCAAGCCAACAACAGUAACUGAAUGUCUCCAUACCUUUUGUAAGACAUGUAUUGUUCAGCACUUUGAAGACAGCAAUGACUGCCCCAGGUGUGGCAAUCAGGUGCAUGAGACCAAUCCAUUAGAAAUGUUAAGGUUGGAUAACACAUUAGAGGAAAUUAUAUUUAAGCUGGUGCCUGGACUUCGAGAACAGGAACUUCAGCGUGAGAUCGAAUUUUGGAAGAAAAACAAACCUCAAGAAAAUGGACAAGAUGAAAGUCCAAAAGCUGACAAGCCCAAAGUAGAUGAAGAGGAUGAUGAAAAUCAAGACGAUAAAGAUUAUCAUCGGAGUGACCCACAGAUUGCUAUUUGCCUUGAUUGUUUACGGAACAAUGGGCAGUCAGGGGAUAACAUAGUAAAAGGUUUAAUGAAAAAAUUCAUCCGCUGUUCUACACGAGUGACUGUGGGAACCAUCAAAAAGUUUCUCAGUUUAAAAUUAAAGCUUCCAAGUUCUUAUGAGCUGGAUGUACUAUGCAAUGGUGAAAUCAUGGGGAAGGAUCAUACUAUGGAAUUCAUCUAUAUGACAAGAUGGAGACUAAGAGGCGAAAAUUUUCGGUGUCAGAACUGCUCAUCUUCGCAAGUCUGCUCACAGGAUGGCACUUUUUAUCAGAUUUCCACAUCUACAAGCCCACAACAAUUGCGAUCACUCCAGUUUCUGACCCUUUUUCUACCAUAGUGAGAAAAAUUCAUUAGCUUCUUGCAUAAAUCUUGAAUGCAAUAGUUAUUCUUUUUUUGGUCUCUGAGAUUCAUCUGUGGUAUUUGAAGAAUGAAAAAAGAAUGCAAUAUUUUUGUUGCUAACGAUAAUUUUGUAAAACCUCUCAGUAACUCCACCCACACAAUUAAAGAAGUCUGUACCUCAACUGUUGUCCCUUCUGCUAGUGAAGUCAGAGGCUAUUUGAACCCCAUGUUACUGCUGACAUAAUAGACCAUUCCUGAUUUUGUGUUAGAGAAGCUUCAACACUGAAGUAAAGUUAUGUGAAGAAAGCAUCAGACUUAGACUGAAAAAAUAUACAUUAUAUAAAUGAAACGUUCAGCAGCAAGUGACCACAAGAGCCACCUUCCUUCCCUAAUCAUAGUGCUCCUCAAUUUAUGUAUCCAAAUGGAUGUGUUGCAUUUUUGUGAAUGCAAGAUUGAGAGCUACUGAAAAUGCAGUCCUGAAUGAAUAUGAAGAUAAGGGAAAUAUUUUCCGGAGAUUUCAGUCCUCCUCUCUCAUGAAAUCAAGCGACUCUGGUUGACUUGAUUUUCAAAAGAAUUGAGUAACUGCAGCUUACAUUGGUUAGUACUGGUUAUAAUGGGAGCUGUUGGCUCUCUGUACUUUUGAAAUAUCAGGCCAAGUAUGUCAUCUUAGAAUUGAUUUGAUCAAUAUGGGAUAAAAACAUCUUAUGAAUGUUUUUGUCAAAUCUAACAGCACAGGAAUACCUGAAUUAUUUCUAUGAUCACACAAGUGUGUUUCCAGUAUGUCAUACAUACAAUUUAAGUUAUAUAGCAUGUGUAUUGUGUAUGGAUGAUAUAAUUAUAAUCUGACUCCUGAACUCACCGUGAAAAAGAGACUUUUCAUUAUAUUUUUGAAAGCUGGUUGUGUAUGUAAAUUUUAUUGAAAUGUAUAAAACCACAUUAGUCUAAUGUUCA
Molecule: messenger RNA, 2409 nt
Organism: Dermochelys coriacea (leatherback sea turtle)
Lineage: Eukaryota; Metazoa; Chordata; Testudines; Dermochelyidae
Gene: PCGF5
Product: polycomb group ring finger 5
Exons: 11
Coding region: 668-1456 (262 amino acids)
Biological process (GO): regulation of transcription by RNA polymerase II
Cellular component (GO): PRC1 complex
Source: RefSeq, a predicted model, not a curated record